This is a messenger RNA of Chaetura pelagica (chimney swift), 312 nucleotides long. It is a transcript of the gene NCMAP, whose product is annotated as noncompact myelin associated protein. Bases 1 to 312 code for a protein of 103 amino acids. Lineage: Eukaryota; Metazoa; Chordata; Aves; Apodiformes; Apodidae. The transcript has 3 exons. Gene Ontology annotation, molecular function: structural constituent of myelin sheath. The record is from RefSeq and is a predicted model, not a curated record. Gene Ontology annotation, biological process: regulation of myelination; peripheral nervous system myelin formation. Gene Ontology annotation, cellular component: plasma membrane; Schmidt-Lanterman incisure; paranode region of axon.
AUGACGACAGCCACACCAGUAAUCAAUAACACUCAGUUCUCAGUAAAUGUGACAGCAAAGUCUCAAGAACAAAGUCUCUAUCAAAGCUCUGGAGCAAUAGUUGCUGCCAUCGUAGUAGGAGUCGUUGUUAUCUUUACAGUGGUUCUGCUCACCUUGAAAACAUACAACAGACGCAUGAGAGUGAAGCGGGAGCUAGAACCCAAAGCUACCAAAGCAGCAAUGCCACCUCCCCUAGGACACACCAGCACUAGCUUGUCCCACCAUCCCACAGUGACCUUCAUCCCUGUGGAUAUCCACAUGCAGAACAGAUAA